AUGAAAAAGGCUGGGGACGGGGUGGACCAGACGAUCAAGGCCACAGGGCGGCAGACAUCGUCAACCGCACCGACACCGGCCACGACAACGUCGACAACAACAAUAACGAGACAGGACAAGAAGAAGGAGCUAAGGGGGAGCGUUUCUCGUACUUGGACGGAAGCUUCCCGCCAAGGCAAGGAGGACAAGGCAAGAGAAGCGACAAGGAGAUCGGGUUCCAAGACCCACACGUGGGAGGGCUUGAGGAGAAACCGUCUCGCGUCGGCUUCCAGGCUAGAUAUCGGCGGCGACGGAGACUCCGUCACGUUUGUGGAGACAAUUGCAGAUAUCGUUGACAACGACGACGGCUUGCCCGAGGACUCAGAGCAGCAAUGCCGAGGGGAAUUGGAGCGGCCAUCGCCAGCUGUGGCCGACUCGUCUUUCGAGCCCGUCGGAAAUCGAGGUAAAAAAACGGCGGGCGGGGCAGCAACGAAGGAAGAGGAGCAAGGCAGCCAUUCCGGGACUGGGAGCAGGGAAUGUCAACACCCCCCUCGCGGUAGUCGUAGAAGCGGUGGGGGCAAUCAGAGGGGCACCCUGCCCAUGGUCAAGUGCUGGGAAGGAAGCCCUUUCGCCAAAGAGGGGGGAAAGGGGGGAGGGGGAGAGGAAGAAAGAAGGUCGCACGGAAGGCCCAUGAGGUCCCGGAGCCACGCGGACAAGACAUUCCUCCAGAGGACGUCGUCAGGCGCGAGGAACCCGUCGUCGUUUGUCGUCGCCAUUGAUGGCAAGAACACCCGCAACAACAACAGAAUGGAGGCAGGCAGCGCUGGUGUGGCGGCGACAAUGACCGAGAGCGGGGGAGGAGCGGCCUUCGGACGGGCAUCGAGUGAAGGACUUCGUGUCCGGCAGCCGGGGGGACGACGAGCAGGAAUGCGGGCAGUGCGCGGAGGCGGCGGCAGCGGAGGCGGCGGCGGGACCUUGCCCUCUUCAACAGCAGACGGUGACCGAAUACCGGCGCGCGGGGGGGCUUCUACCGCCUCGUCGACGUCUCCUCCCCCGCAGCUGCAGCUCCCGGUGGCCUCCGCGGAAGACACGACGUGCUUCGGCCUCGCGGAGAGCCGGAGCGUCUCCAGCGCAAACAGCGCCGGCGUGGUCCAGGAGCAGCUGUCGGUAUGUUCCUCCUUGCCGCCCAUGGGGGGCACGGGGAACGGGACGGGCGCGGGGGGGGUCGCCGCGGCGGCGACGGACCUGAUCUUCGAGGAGUCCUCCUUCGAAGACAGCGUCGCCUCCGUGUCGCAGGCCUCGUCGGCGGAGAGGUGCGGCGUCGAGGCGCUCGGCAGCGGCAGCGACGCGAACGGCGAGGGCGGCGGCGGACGCGGCGGCGGUGGUGGCAUCGGAGGGCGAGGAGGGAAACGAGGGAGAGGAGGCCCCGCUCCGCGAAAACGCAGCCGUUCGUCUUCUGAUGAGUUCGUGCGGACCAGGCCGGGCGCGGGAGAGGUCUUUCGGGUGCAAGAGCUGUCGGACUGUGACGAGGAUGGGCUAGAAUCCGUGUUGGCGACCUCCUCACCACCGGCGGUAACGACGGCGGCGGCCGCCACCGUCGCUGCCGUAAACAUGGGGCACCAACGGGCUUCCCUGGAGCUGCGGAACUUGGCACUUGAGCGCGAGGUAGAGCAGCUCAAGACCUACCUUCGAAGCAUGGGAGGCGAUGACGUCAUCAACACCGACCGCCAUCUCCACGGCCUGCGCCCCAGGCCUCGACCACACCAACAACAACGCGUCGGCGAGCAGGUGCUGCUGCACCAUUCCACCGCACCCCCUCCCGUCUCAGACCCCCCUCCUUCCGUCACUUACCGGAGCGGCGGCGGCAGCGGCAGAAACGGCGGUAGUAGCUGGCGAAGCGGCAGCGGUGGUGAUGUGACCGCACGAGGCAAAGCCAACGUCGGGCGAGCGAGAAGAUGGUCGGACAGCCGGAGAGGAGGCGGCGCGCCGGACCCGUCAGUCGUUGGAAUACAUGCCGGCAGGCACUCUCCGCGCGCGGCGGGCGAGCCGGACAGCAGCGUUGCUGCCUCGCAAGACGACACCACCGUCGUCGUACGCGCGCAACAGCAGCCCGCUCCUUCCCCUCCGCGAAAGCGCGGCGGCGGCGGCGGCGGCGGCGGCCGGGCGGCGGCCGCGGCGGCAACAGCGGAGUCCCCGGCCACUUCCCCUCCCGUGAGAAAGCUCCGAUCGGAGAGGCUGCGCUCGCCGGUUUGCGCUGCUGGUGCGUCGGUGGCCCAAGCGCCAUCCCAUCAAGGGGGUAGGGGUACCGACAACGUGCCACCGUUGCUGGACGCGACGGAGGUCGGCCCUCUCGACGGGUUUGGGGGAACGAGCAAGAGCGACCACCGGGAUGAGGACGAGAAACCUGUCCUUGCGAGUAAGCUCGGGCGUUCUUGGAUGCGUUCGAUGGUUUGUUCGUGA
Molecule: messenger RNA, 2439 nt
Organism: Ectocarpus sp. CCAP 1310/34
Lineage: Eukaryota; Phaeophyceae; Ectocarpales; Ectocarpaceae
Source: the annotation of a GenBank genome assembly